This is a messenger RNA of Hypomesus transpacificus, 2465 nucleotides long. It is a transcript of the gene selenol, whose product is annotated as selenoprotein L. Lineage: Eukaryota; Metazoa; Chordata; Actinopteri; Osmeriformes; Osmeridae. The transcript has 10 exons. The record is from RefSeq and is a predicted model, not a curated record.
ACUCUGGCUUCACCUGCUGGUUGAGGACAUCUGAAGUGUGCAGGGACAUUGGCUCUAAAAGCAGGUUCCCAGUUUAAUCCAGUGCUGGAGCUGGGAGAGAUAAAGAAGGGCAGGCAUGGAGAAGGAGGACGUCAGCUUGGAUGAUGUGACGUGCUCUCUGUCUCUGCUCAUCAACCUCGGAAGGGUGCUUCUGGAGAAUGGAAAGCAAGAGGCAGAAGCCUCUCUACAGGAUUAUGUUCCCAAUAAAAUCACCACUUUGUUUGGCCUGAUGACUGCUGGUGCAGAUCUCUACAACAGCAUUGGAGUCACCAAAAAGUCUGAAGCAGACGCUGUUUUGCAGAAGUUUUUCCACCAUGAGAGUGUCCGGGAUCGCAUGGAGGACCUACUGAAGUUGGAGACUGAGUGGGAUGAGUUUCUGGAGCGUCUGGAUGUAGACCUGCAGGCCACAGACAGACAGCUGAGCGGAGGGCCCACCGUGGACAGUCUGGGUGCAGACACACCCCUCACCGAUGCCAGGACUGGAGAGAGUGUCUCUCUGGGUAGGUACUUUGGGAAAGGAGAGAACCUGCUGCUGGUUCUGAUACGACACUUUGGAUGACUUCCGUGACGAGACCACCUGGCCCAGAUGGAGACCAAUCAGGAUCUCCUGGAUGCCGGGUCGGUGCGUGUUCUGGUGGUCUCCUUUGGCGCUCAAGAGGGGGCUAAGAUGUGGCUGGAGCAGACAGGCUGCUCCUACGACAUGCUGCUGGACCCUGAGAGAAAGAUCUACAAAGCGUUCGGUUUGGGCUCCUCCUACGCCAAGGUGCUAAAGUUCAACAGUCUGCUGCAGUGUGGAGAGUACCCGGCUGCAAAUCGGGACUUCCCCGAGAUCCCCUUCCAUCUGUUGGGGGACCUCUAUCAGAUGGGGGGCGACUUUGUUCUGGACCAGGGAGGGAAGGUGUUGCGGUCUCAUCCUUGUAUGACCCCCAGAGACAGACCAGUGCUGGGGGACUUGCUGCAGGAUAUUACUGGUACAGGCUCCUCCACCAUCUCUGGAUAAGCCCACAGGCCCAAAUCCUUAGCCCUUGCCUUCACUAACCUAGCCUGGCUGGCCAAUCUCUGACCCAGCCCAACACCCAGCCUAUGUUUAACUUCACCUAGCCCAAUACCCAACCUCUUCCAUACCCUACCCUAACCUUGUCCAGCCACCAGCCGCUAUUAACCUAACCCACCACCAACACCUUCCAGAACCCUACCUCUAGGGCCAAGGGAGUGAUUUGAGGUCCAGGGUCCUUGUAGAUGACACUGACACCACAGAAGAAGAGCAGCCCUCAGUCUCCUGUAGAUGACGACACGCCUCACACUCAUGACGUCAUGAAGAGGCGAGGUCCGAUGAGAACUCCGGAGCUGAGGGCCGACCCGCUCUUCCUGCCGUGGUGUCAGGGUUGUGAUGUCACUUCCUAGAUGACUUCCUGAACGGUAUAGAUGUUCGCUGGGAGUAGACCUGAAGUGUAGAUUUCAAUUAACCCUCUUGUAAUUCAUAUGAUUCAUUAAAAUAUACUGUCUUUAAAUCACGUGAUUUAAGGAUUUGAAGGAAAAUCUUUCUGUAAUGCUAACUGGUCCUAGCCUGGUCCUGACAAGACACUCGUACAUUUCAUUUGUACAGAGGGUCUGGGAUCUCUCCAUUGACAAACGUUAACUUCCUUGAAGGCGGGUCCCCUGUUGAAGUUUAAAACUAUUGGAUCCGCCCAGAGCCACUCGGAUUUGCCAUAACCAAUCGCAAGCGUUCGCCUUAGCCAACUCCUUCACCACUACUGUAACGGAGCUAGCUGCCGUAGCUGGAAAAUCAAACUUUCCCGAACCCCGUGGGGAGGAGGGCCACAACAUCAUGGCCACCAACAAAACUCAGCAAGGAAUGUUCUUGCUCCGGCUUUAACCUAUAUUCGGCAGCGUUGCCACAACCGCAGAAUAGUUUCGCUCGCAUCUUUCUCCGCCGCCAUUACUGAACUACUCAAACAAGGGCACAACAUUAAUCGUGCCCUUGUUUGGACAUCGUUCUCAGCCACUCCCUCUGUUCGCUGAUUGGACCUACAAAAAAUGUGUUUCUCGAAACCGACUUCAGAGCCGAGCUCCCAGACCUAGUACAGAAGCAAAAUCCAAAUUGAGCGGAAGUACGAAGGAGGGCAGAGCCAGGCUAAACUGGUCCCAGUAGCACUUGGUAAAACAGUGUUUUACCUGGUCACUCUUCAAGUUCUGGUUUUAAUAUCCUACCAAGAGAAAUCCCUUUUCCUAUUGACUGCAGUCAGCGUACUCUAGAAAGAUCUUGUGUACUUGUCUAGUGACACAUUGAGAGUGAGGACCACUGUGAACUAGUCUAUUAGUGAUUGUGUAAUAACAAGGUUAUCCAGUAGUAGUAAUGUAACUAUGUUAUGAGAAUGUAAAUCACCACAAAUCUUUAAUAAACUAGACAUACAUGACUGAAAUCA